Messenger RNA from Botrytis deweyae, 528 nucleotides. RefSeq lists its product as uncharacterized. The transcript has a single exon. The record is from RefSeq and is a predicted model, not a curated record. Lineage: Eukaryota; Fungi; Ascomycota; Leotiomycetes; Helotiales; Sclerotiniaceae. The coding region runs from base 1 to 528 and encodes 175 amino acids.
AUGGCUCGCCUAACUUCAACUUUCUUCCUCCUUAUGAGUGCAUCUCUCGCGAUUGCUUCUCCACUGAAUCCCGCUGUGGAAAUCAUCGCCCGAACUGCAGCACCCCAAGACGAUACACCAACCACAACCAUUACAGCCACCACAACUGAUUUAUCCACCACCACUGAUGUACCCACUACAACCAGUAUCCCUACAACUACCACCACUUCCUCCGCCGCAAUUGCCACUAAAACUAUCAAUGGUUGCAAUGUCCAAGGUACAGCCGACACAGCCCUUGCCGCACGAUAUUUCGGAUCAGGCCCUUACGCCGACAUUCUGAAAUGUCAAUCUACUUGUCGUGGUGUAACAGCAUGUAUAUCAUACUCAUGGACGCCCUUGACCAGUAACUGCACGUUGUACAAUUCAUGGAUGGAUGACUUUAACACGGGUGAUACUACGGGUUAUGUGGUUUUGAGUGAUGAUAGUGGGACCUUCUUUUCGGAUAAAUAUCCGAGUGACGGUAGCGAUUUUUGUUACAAGGCUAUUUAA